GUACUUGCUGGACAUGCGCGUUCACGAUUCUGAAAAAAGCACACGUGAUCUACCAGAGACCAAUCGCUAACACAGCUUUUGCGCGUUCUUGAUAAAAGCAGAGAAGACCAUAAGAAGGGGAAACGCGCUAUUUAAUUUCUUUACUUUCAUCCAAUUUCAAGAUAAAGCACAAUGUCAGACGAUAAAGGAAAGGAGGGGGUCAAGACGGAAAAUGAGCAUAUCAAUCUUAAAGUUGCCGGCCAGGAUGGAUCCGUCGUACAGUUUAAGAUCAAGAGACAUACGCCUCUGAGCAAGCUGAUGAAGGCCUACUGUGAGAGACAGGGCCUCUCCCUUCGACAGAUCCGAUUCAGGUUUGACGGACAGCCCAUCAAUGAAACGGACACACCUGCACAGCUGGACAUGGAGGAUGAGGACACAAUCGACGUCUUUCAGCAGCAGACAGGAGGAAGCUGUUAAAGGACAACCCCCCCCCCUCACCCCUCCCCCUGGCUGUCCUACCCCCCCCACCCCAACCCCUGGACCCUCUACC
Messenger RNA from Clupea harengus (Atlantic herring), 529 nucleotides. It is a transcript of the gene sumo3b, whose product is annotated as small ubiquitin like modifier 3b. Lineage: Eukaryota; Metazoa; Chordata; Actinopteri; Clupeiformes; Clupeidae. The record is from RefSeq and is a predicted model, not a curated record. Gene Ontology annotation, molecular function: protein binding.